Molecule: messenger RNA, 1016 nt
Organism: Camelina sativa (false flax)
Lineage: Eukaryota; Viridiplantae; Streptophyta; Magnoliopsida; Brassicales; Brassicaceae
Product: cyclin-U3-1
Biological process (GO): regulation of cyclin-dependent protein serine/threonine kinase activity
Molecular function (GO): protein kinase binding
Source: RefSeq, a predicted model, not a curated record
AUCAUAAUAAUAAUGGAAAGUUUCCUUCUUCACAAAUCACAAUUCAUUAGUUUAGCUUCAGAGCAAGCAAAUACAAUGGAGAAGCGCCGGAGAUAGAGAAAGAUAGAGAUAGAGAGAGAGAGAUCUGUCAUCUUCCCAAUGUCGUCCGGCAUUCUCUAGUUCAAGAAUCUAACUUUCUUCCACUUGUUUCUCUCAGAUAGAUAGAUAUGGCCUCUCUCCCAGUGGAUCAAGGUUUCAUUGAUUCGGAUGUAUACCUCAGAUUAGGACUUUUAGUAGAUCAUGGCAAACGUUUGAAAAAGCCACCUUCAGUUCUCUCUCGUCUCGCUUCAUCUCUUGAGAGAUCUCUCUUGCUCUACGACGAUGACCACAACAAGUUACUUCAAUCCCCUCAACAAGACUCUGCUUUUGAUGGCGCAUCUCCCCCUGAGAUCACCAUUUCACAUUACUUGGAUCGCAUUUUCAAGUACUCUUGCUGCAGCCCUUCCUGCUUUGUCGUUGCUCAUAUCUACAUUCAUCUCUUUCUCCAGAGGACCCGUUCCCUUCUCAAUCCCCUUAACGUCCACCGCCUUCUCAUCACUUGUGUCAUGUUAGCCGCUAAAGUCUUCGAUGACAGGUAUUUCAACAAUGCACACUACGCAAGAGUUGGUGGUGUGAGCACCAGAGAGUUGAACAGAUUGGAGAUGAAGCUCUUGUUCACCCUUGACUUCAAGCUUCAGGUAGAUCCUCAGACGUUUCUCACACACUGUUGUGAGUUAGAAAAACACAACACCGACGGGUUCCAAAUCGAGUGGCCGAUCAAAGAUGCAUGUCGAGCCAACAAAGAGACUUGGCACAAGGGGACACCUGACUCACUCUGCUCUCAAACGACAGCUCGCUGAUCAUGUGGCUAGAGUAAGAUAGGAUUUUCUGUUUUCUUUAGUGAUGAUUCUUUUCCAAGAUUGAUUGAUUCAAUGUGACAAUUUGUGUAGUAGAAAAUCUUUAUAAUCAAAAAACAUUCUUUAAGAGGUUGAUAUAUA